This is a messenger RNA of Plutella xylostella (diamondback moth), 6287 nucleotides long. It is a transcript of the gene fus, whose product is annotated as epithelial splicing regulatory protein fusilli. Lineage: Eukaryota; Metazoa; Arthropoda; Insecta; Lepidoptera; Plutellidae. Gene Ontology annotation, molecular function: RNA binding. The record is from RefSeq and is a predicted model, not a curated record.
AGGGGGGAUCCGCAGUCGAACCACCGAGUCGGCAGACACGCUCGCCUCUGAGCUGUCCUCGGCUUCGUAAUAAAAAAUAACCACCAAUCACAACUUCCAACAAUAAACAACCUGUAAAUCAACCUCAUUGUCUAAACAAAGUGAUAAUAGUUUGUGAAACGGUUGCGUACGGACACCGCGAAGUGAAAACGGGACGUGUGUGAACAGGCAUUCAAAUUUGGAAUCGGGCAUCGACACCAAUCAAAAAUUCAUCCGAUCGCUACGCUAGGUGGUUUCUUCGAGUUGAAACACACUUUGAAUCCAGUUGAAGUUAGUGAUGUGAAGUAAUUACUGGGAUUUUCACCUGCAGCACAGGAAACGGCUUACGUAGUCGCCUAGCGGUAAACUCAGCCGCACGCGAGACUAGUGUUGUUGAGUAACCGUCGGAUUUCUAAAAAAAGUGCUUUCGUUGCUUCAACAAAUAUUUGCUCUGUACACAAACAAUCAAAUCGUGACUUUUCGAAUGUCAACUUUUGUGACUAGGACAUCCUAAGCGGCCUACACAUUGUAGCACGCUCGAACGGUUUUGAUACUUUGUUGUUCACUUAGAAAGCUAGCACUGUUUAUGUUAAACACUUCAUUCGGCGCUAUCACACGAGUUUAGUUAUCAGCUUAUCGUAAUCAGUACACAGAUAUCGUGCAAAAUUACUCUAAAUGCGAAUCUCGUGAGUGUAGAUUGUGAGCCGGUGACGAUUUGGUGUUAACCCGUGCGCGGGAGGUGCAUGACGCCAUGAUCACCGGGGGAUGGGUUUGCGCGCUGCACGUGCGCACGGCCGGGCUCGGCGGGGCUGCGCUGGGCUCCGAUGAGGAGGAGGUGGUGUACCUGGCGUACGUCGUCAUCGAUGUGCUCAGCAACCAGAUAAUAGGCGAGAGAGAAUACGCGGUGAGGCCGACGCGACGGCCGUCCGACGACAUACAGACCGGACAACCCUUAGAAAUAGUUGUACAACAAUUCGACGAGUUCGUGCAGACGCUGCACGUGGACCCCCACUCCCCCCUGUUCCGGCUCGUCACCGACGGACAACCCCCCCUUAGACAAUGUCUGCACCCAGAAGCGUGCAGUAAAGAGCUGACGCUACCCCCGUACUACGCGAGGUUCCACGAUCUCCGCAAGGAGUAUGUGAGGGCUUAUACGUUGCGUGCGGUGGCGCAGACCCCGGGCCAGGCGCCGCCGCCGCCGCCGCCGGAUCACCCCACCACGCUGCAUGAUAUGCUGACUUAUUUAGGUAUACCUCCGUACGACGGUAGUAAUUUCUACACAGCGGAAGCAAAAGACAUGGCCAGUGUGAUACAAAGGAUAAUUACAGAUGGUUUCCGGUUAGAACUGCCAGAGACAAUCGACUUAGUUUUAGAAACUGGAAUUUGCUCAAAAGACGAUGAAAUAGACAACAAUUGCAUAGUGCGAGCUCGCGGGCUGCCGUGGCAGUCUUCAGACCAGGACAUCGCCAAGUUCUUCCGGGGACUCAAUGUUGCCAAGGGUGGAGUAGCCCUGUGCCUGUCCCCACAAGGCAGACGGAACGGGGAGGCUCUAGUGCGGUUCAUCUCACAGGAACACAGAGACAUGGCGCUCAAACGACACAAGCACCACAUCGGACCGCGGUAUAUUGAGGUAUACCGUGCAAGCGGCGAAGACUUCCUCUCAGUAGCAGGUGGCGCCACCUGUGAGGCGGCCGCGUUCCUGUCGCGAGGCGCGCAGGUCAUUGUGCGCAUGCGCGGGCUCCCGUAUGACGCCACUCCGCAGCAAGUCUUGGAAUUCUUCACCACGGGCGACGAGCCGGUGCAAGUGCUCGACGGGUCAGAAGGCGUGUUGUUCGUUCGUCGAGCCGACGGCCGCGCCACUGGAGACGCCUUCGUGUUGUUCUCCAAGGAAGAGGACUCGCCCAAAGCGCUGUCGAGGCACCGGAAGCUGAUAGGCAGCCGGUAUAUAGAGCUCUUCCGGUCUACUACUGCUGAGGUGCAGCAGGUCCUCAACCGCUCGCUAGAAACCCGCUCCUCAUCGUCCAGCACGCCGGCCGCGGCGCCGCAGGAGGGGCUGCUGCCGGUGGCGCUGGUGCCGCAGCACGUCAUCACCUCGGGGACGGCUAAAGACUGCGUCCGGCUGCGCGGGCUGCCGUAUGAGGCUCAGGUGGAGCACAUCCUGACAUUCCUGGACGAAUUCGCCAAGAACAUCGUGGUGCAGGGGGUCCACAUGGUGUACAAUGCUCAGGGUCACCCGAGCGGCGAGGCGUUCAUCCAGAUGGACAGCGAGACCAGUGCCUUCCUCUGCGCUCAGCAGAAGCACAACCGCUACAUGACCUUCGGCAAGAAGCAGCGGUACAUCGAGGUGUUCCAAUGCUCCGGAGACGACAUGAACCUGGUGCUGACCGGCGGCGUGGCCCCCGUCGCCUCGCCCAAGGUGCUGUCCCCCGGUACGUUGCCUCCCCCCGCGCCCGCCGCGCCCCGCAUCCUCGCCCAACACAUCGCCCACCAGAACCUCCUUGCCCGCCAACAGGAGAACUUACUCCUGGCUUCCUUAAGACCCCAAUUACCCGUAGGAUACCCAUACCUCCCCUACUCGGUCCGCCCCUCCACCCCCCAGCCCUAUCAAAUGCUGCAGCAAGCGCAGAUCAUGCCAACUAAACGGUCCUACGAACGAGCGUUUACGCAAACCGCUGAAGCGACGCCCGCUAAAAGACCUUACACGGUCCAACAGCAAAUGGCGCCGGCUUUGUCGCUCCCAAUGUUUUCUUACGCGUCGAAUACUCCGAUAUUCUCUUACGCGAACAGCGCACCGAUGCUGACGUAUGCCAGUGCGCUGCCGGGCGGUAUGCCGGCUGGGAUGGCAGGGGGUAUGCCGACUGGGCUGCCAGCAGGGUACGGGUCGGCCCUGACAGCGGCUUUACCCCCCACGAUGUCCAGCCCGUUCCCCACUCUGUCCAUGUUUCCCACUUACCCUUACUACCCUGGGGUUUAAAUUGGGAUGAUGGAUAAACGGACUUUUAAUCCAAUAAGACACGUGUUUCGCGUUUAGGCAGCUAAAGGGCUUGAAAGUUUUAGACAGAUGUUAGAAGUUGAUUAAAGUUAAGCGUAGGUAACUAGGAUAUAUAUACAUAUAUUUUGAUUAAAAAAGACAUUUUUGAUACAAGGUUGUGAGAUAUUGUGUGUUUAUAAUGUCAAGUAAAAUGCCAGUGAAGGUAGGCAGGCGUAAAUAGGAGAUUCGUUAUGAAGAAAUCGUUCGUUUUCGACUGUUGAUGGUGCUCAGAGAAGCCAACGCUAAAAACAGGGUAAUAAAAAUGACAAUAAGCUCAAAGUUAAAAGUGACUUAAAAUCGUGUUCGUGUGGAAGUAAAUAUUUAAUUUAAAAUUAUACUUCAUUUAUCUAGAUUGUACGUUUAUUUAGUGUACUUAACGAUAAAACAAAUAAAAAAAUCUUAAAAUGUUGACUUACUUAACAGGUAUCAAUCAUUGAAAUACUAGCGGAAUACAUAAUUUCUUUAAAAAAUACCUUUAGGAUUUCUCAUUUAGAUAUCAGUUUUGUCACUGAUUCAAAUAUAAAGUUAUUAAAAGACCGCUGAUGUUAAUUUUAAUAGUAAGUAAGUACUUAAAAGAGUUAUUUGUUAAUAAUUGUCUUUACAAAAGUUUAUUUUUUAACUAUUCUAUUUUAAUAACCUGAGGUUGUUGACAUUAGUUAGGUAAGUUUAAAUUUAUAGGUAAUAUAUAUUAUUAAUGAUCUAAAAACUAUUAUAUGAAAUCGUUUAGUUGUGAUUAUUACAAAACAUUCCAUGAAAAGACGUUUGCUAACAUUUUUAUAGUCUGAUGAUGCAAUUAUGAUCGUGCAGUUUAAACAUUAAUCUAUGUACCUAGUACUUAAUUUUUUUACUGAUUAGUUUUUGAGUACAAUGCACUUAAGUUUAGGUACACGUUGUUUUUUUGUUUUGUCUCGUGUCACGUUUUUUUUACAAACAAUGUUUAUUUAGAAAUCAUUUAAGGAAUUGCAUUUUGAUGCUCACUUUACGUUAACGUUUAUUUUUAGAAGAUUUUUUACAUAAUCUUAGGUUAGUAGGUUGUUAAGCUUUGAUUAUUAUAACAAAUUAGGAUUAUAUUACGUUUAGUUUUUUUGGCGUUUGCGUGCUGCUAUUCCUUUCUCCUUCCCUCCAUCAGUUUUUCCUUUUCCCUCCCAUGAUAAAGACAACGUAUAUUUACUACUUUAACCACAUAACCUUAUGCAUAUAAUUCUCCACUUAGCUUUAUAAUCAUGGUACUACCUCACACCACAUCUAUUGUAGUCAUGUCAAAUAUUAAUUACCUAUUUAUUAAGCUACUUUUGGGUAAUAUUUCAGAACUAUUUCCUGGCAACAUUAUCUUAAAAUAUAUUAUACCAUAGACAAAAGAACUUACUCUUGAUUACGUUACGUAUGAUUUUUUUUAAUAACACAAAUUAGUUCUGAAAUAUGUCCAAUUGGGUGAUAUGUUAAAGAUACAUUUUAUAGUUAUCUUUCGGUGGUUUAACGUUUAUGUUAGUGGUAUCACCGUUGGUCUGUAUAUCACAGGAUAUAGGAAUGGGGCUUUCACAUACCAACACGGUGAAAUGGUUAAUUAUUUGUCUAUGUCAUCCUUAAAAUUUAUAACCUUUUGUUUCAUUGACACAUUAUUAAGAAAGGUACGUAACUCCUGUACUUACCAGCUAUUAAAAGAAUUUUUUUUGCUGAUCCGGCAGGCACAAAUCUAAAUUUAUAGAUAUAUUUUAAUGUAAUAUUAACGAUAAUACUAAAUUUUGAUUUGUGCCUUAAUAAAAAUGGCAGUGUCAAUGUAACAAAAGCAAAGUCUAAGUUGAAAUCAAAUUAUGUAUUUAAUUAGUAAAUCGCUGGUAUAUUCUAUUUAAUAGCACUUUAUUUGGUACAUAUUUGUUUUGCUAAAGAAUAAGAAGAAUACUUAAUAAAAUAUGGGUAAGGCAACCGUACGACGCAGUUUCAAUCUAUAAGUAUGGCAACACAAAUUUAUAUCUACAAUUUUUACCGCGUAAGCAGGGACGUAUUCAUUUUUCAGGGGGAUAAGAAAAAUAUUCUCUUUCGUAUAUUCCGUUGUGUUUUUCUGGUAUUUGUCUAUGGUUGUAUCUGCUUCCUACGAUUGGCUGCCCUGAAGUGUAGUAACAUGCUGUAUCCGUAUGGUUUCUGUGCUGGAAAGCAUGCGACAUCGGCUGAGCGGUAAGUGUUUUAUAUGUUUAACUGAAACGUGGGUUAAAUACUAAAAUAAGUACGGGGUAGCAUGGAAAGCUUAAACUAGCAAAUUGUUUAUACAAAGGGUCUGUUUGCAUGACUGAUUCGUUGGUACAAGAUUUCCUGAAGUUCUUUCGCUUGAUAUGUUUUAAACCUAUUUAUGGCGACUCCAUUUCGCUUCGUUUUCCACAGCACUAUGCGGAUACAAUAUGUUUCGUAAGCCAGUGUACACAGACUUUCCCUUAAAAGUGUAUUUUCCAAAGAAGUUUCGUGUACGUCUCUCCAUUUUACAUUACUUACAUUUCAUUCAACUUUCACAGUAAUUAGUACACCUAACUACUUUAAAUGCUUUCUGGUUUAGCGGUAAGCAGUCUCCCAGUCACUAAAUAAAAAAUAACUCAGCUGACUUAACCAUGCUUUAAUGUAAUUUUCUCUCGUGUCUUAUCGCGUUUUUUGCUUCACUGAUUUUAUAUAUGGUAUUAUUGCCAUCUGAAAGUUAAAAUAUAUUAAAAAAGUCAAUGAAAAAAAAAUGGAACGUUAACUUUAUUUUUAAACUAUAGUGACUGGGGGAAGUGGUGUGAGGCUGAGUUAUCAUUUUUAUGUUUUACUAGUUAGGUAUACAGCUAAGUUUGGUGUUUUGAGUAUAAAACACCACUCAACCAUAUUUGAAAUAUUAUUUACAAAAAAUCUUAUUGCCGAUUUAAUUUUUAAAAAUUCAAAGAAAGUUUAUUAUUACUUAUUUUUUUAUAUAUGCACCUUUUGUUGUAUUUCAAUUAGUAUGACAUAUUAUAACAACUGAUGAUAACAUGCUUUAAUAGACUUUCUUUUUGUUUUUAGUAGUUAAUGCAAUAAAAUCUGCCUAUACGAAACAGAAUUUUAAAAAUAUCUGCUAUGAUAUUUGUGUUAUUUUUGGUUGUCACCUUUUGAAACGUUGCUUUUAGUUUUCUUUAAAUCGUUUAGUAAUAACAAUGAGUUUUUAUAACUAUAUUUAGUUUGCUAAUUAUAUUAGAAUGUUACAUUCUUGAAAUAAAUCGAUUUUAAGUGUUAGUCCAUA